Molecule: messenger RNA, 1149 nt
Organism: Cylas formicarius (sweet potato weevil)
Lineage: Eukaryota; Metazoa; Arthropoda; Insecta; Coleoptera; Brentidae
Product: protein crumbs-like
Exons: 4
Coding region: 138-521 (127 amino acids)
Source: RefSeq, a predicted model, not a curated record
AGUCAUUAAACCGUUAAUCGCCGAAGAAACUGAAAAUAGUAUGGAUUGGCCUGCCUGCAGUGCCGAUAUCAGAUGAGAAAAUUACAUUUUUGACGUUUUCUUUUUUCUUUUUGAGGUUUGGUCCUCCCGCGAAAAUCAUGGUACACGUGAAUAAUUUUUUAGUACUCUCCGUUGUAUUUUUGGGUGUUAAAUUUUGCAUAUCCUGCGAAAACGGACAAACCAAACAGGGAUGUCUAAUCAGGAACCUGGUGUGUUCCUGUGGGAUAGGAUGCGUUUCCGACUACAGAUAUGAUACGAUCCACGAAUGCCAGAACGCACUUAGAGGUAAAAAGAAGGACAUCUGCAAACUGAACAACCCCUGUCAACACGGAGGCACCUGCAUACAAAUUUCCCAGCAGCCUGGUUACAAAUGUAGAUGCGAGGGCACCGGCUAUUUUGGAAUGAGAUGCAACAGAGCAUGCCCGGUGCCGGGAGCUGGCAGGAUAGGCGACAUCUUCCCUUACGAGUGCAUCGUAAUAUGAUACCGGCCCCGUUGUUCUCCAUUAUGUUUUACAAUAAAACACAGUCUUACAUAAUGGUUUCACUUUAUUCCUUUUAAAAUUAAAACAACGUUUACAAAUAGGGCGAUAAUCCACAUUCAUUAAUUUGUAUGUAGUUUUCCUUUGUUAUCCUUAAAUGAAAAAAAAAAAACUGCAUCACAGUACCCACACCCAGCGAUCGCUCUGCUAUUCUCACCCCACCAUACGAUUUGUUUAAAAAUUCAAUUAACCGAUAAAUAAAUAAGUCGGCCAAGGCUCGAUAGAAAAACGACUAUACUAUCACAGUGGGGGUCCAACAAUAUACAAAAAAAAAGAACGGCAUUUUUAAUUUUUUAGGCCACUUUAAGCUAUCGUCACCGCCAACGAAUGGCGACACAAUUCCGAAACCUCUUCGUUUUAGAAAAUCCUUACCUCUACGAACAUUAGAAUAUUCAAUUUUAUAGCACACGUUUGCGGGCAAAGUUUUGCCGUUAAUCAUUGGACAUAGUCCCUUAAAAACGCGACAUAUACAGAACGGUCAUUUUUUUUAUUUAUUGCAAAAAAUCGCAUUUUUUUUUAUUCGAAGUAAUUAACAUUUUCAUCCGAUUUUCGCCCCAAUAAAAAUGUAUUU